Molecule: messenger RNA, 1422 nt
Organism: Raphanus sativus (radish)
Lineage: Eukaryota; Viridiplantae; Streptophyta; Magnoliopsida; Brassicales; Brassicaceae
Product: protein BIG GRAIN 1-like B
Exons: 1
Coding region: 246-1289 (347 amino acids)
Biological process (GO): auxin-activated signaling pathway
Source: RefSeq, a predicted model, not a curated record
UAUAAGAAAAUAAAUAAGACACGUGGAAAUGUAUACCAUUUGGCUGAUAAGACCAUUCACUUUCUUCAUCUUCCUCAUACAUACACACUACACUACUCUCUCAAGUCUCAAACAAACACAACAAGAAGAAACAAAGUGCGCCUCUCUCUCUCUCUCAUCAUUCUUCUCCUCCAUUAACCCUCUCUCCCUUCAGAAACUCCAACAUUAUCAUUCCCUUCUCCCUCUAUAAAAAUAAAACAGUUCUCAUGAGUCCUUGGUAUAACAAUUCACUAAACCACCACCACCACCGUCACCAAGAUCAUCGCCAUCCUUCUUUCUCCUCCACUCUCCUCGACCAAAUCUACAACUCCAUCGACUCCGACGUUUCCAUGAGGAAGAAGCAGAACCGCGCCGCGUCUCUCGACGAGAAUCGCGUCUGUCUCGAGAAAAUCCUAGUCAACCGCCGCGUAGUCUCCGGAAGAGAUUCCGUUAGAUCAUCCAAGAAUCCAAAAACCAUCGAGCCAGUUUUCUUCAAGCGUUCAUCGAGCUCCAGCUCCUCCGACUCUAGCGGAUUCUCCUCUUCCUCGUCCGAUUCCUUCUACAGACGAACUCGCUCUCCGCCGCCGGAGAUUCAUCAUCCUAAGCCGGUUCGAACCACCUCCGUCGAGAGACUCGAACGGCCUAACAAUAAUAACAAAGUGAAAACGAAGGCGUUGAACAUGUACAGCGAUUUGAAGAAAACGAAACAGCCGAUCUCUCCAGGCGGACGUCUCGCCACUUUCCUUAACUCUAUUUUCACUAAGAAACCGAAUAAAACCAACACCUCCGCCACGUCACCAACCACCACUUGCUCUUCAGCGUCUUCUCUCUCCAGAUCUUGUUUGAGCAAAACGACGUCGUCUAGUGAAAAAGCGAAACGGUCUGUGCGAUUCUGUCCCCUCGACGAAGACUCCAAGAAGCGUAGUAGUGGCCAUAAGACUCAUAACAUCCACAACGGAUUGUACGGAAAUGACGAGCGUGAGUCCACUCGCCAUCGUCGAAACUUUGAUACUACCGAGAGCCGAGUGAUGGAGGAGGAGAAUCGUCGCGUGAUCGAAGCAGCCAAGGAGCUUAUCAGAACUUACCAGAAGAAUAAAGACGUCGUAAAGAUCUCCGUGGAAGAAGAAGAAGACGACGAUGGUGCGAGCUGCGCGAGCUCCGAUCUGUUCGAGUUGGAUAAUCUAUCGGUGAUUGGAAUCGAUAGGUAUCGAGAAGAGCUUCCCGUCUACGAGACAACUCGUUUUAACACCAAUCGUGUCAUCUCGAGAUGAAUAAAUUUAUUAUUCUCAGAUUAUAUAGUAACUAAUUGUUGCUUAGUUCGUUCCUAAUGUAGUAACUACUUACUGGUUUAAGGGUGGAUUAAUUGAUUUUGGAUUAUACUACAGUUUUCUGAGUGAUGUUAUU